Molecule: messenger RNA, 1742 nt
Organism: Pelagomonas calceolata
Lineage: Eukaryota; Pelagophyceae; Pelagomonadales; Pelagomonadaceae
Source: the annotation of a GenBank genome assembly
GCGGAGCUUUGCUAGCGGCCUGUGACACACUAGCAGCAAUGCCCUGAAAGCCAAAGGCAGAGCAGGCCAGGGACGCAGCUGUGGUGCACAGCUCUGCUGGUCGCGGUCUGAGAAGUGAGCGAUGGGCUGUGGCGUGCGCCGCCGCGUGUGAUAUCAACGGCGCGUCGACGCCUGCCGUAAAAACAGCAAGUGGAGCCACGAGCUGUUUCGAGCUGUUUCUGGUGCCGCGCGGCCGUCGGGGCGCCGGCGGCCUGCGCGCCGCGGCCCGCGGACCGCAUCCGUGCGCGCGGCCCGUAUAAAUGCCGGCGCCGGGCGCGACGCGGCCCGCGGGCCGGACAGACGCAAAGGCGCGCGCGCGAACGCCGGCCUGCGCAAGCGGCCCGCCGCGCGCGGACCGCAUACAUGAGAGAGCGCGAGAGAGAGAGCGAGAGCGCCGAGAGCCCGGACGCGCGUACGACGCCGUGGACCGCGCGCGCGACCGAGAGAGCGCUCCCACUCACACAAAACAACGCAGGGCUCCAAGGCCGGCGGGUCGGGCGAGCGCGCCGACGCGAAUUCUGAGUUUGCAAGGAAGUACAAUUUAGAUGAUAAGGAGCUCGGCACGGGCGCCUUCAGUAGAGUCAUCCUCGCGACGUCCAACGAAGGGACCAAAGUGGCCGUCAAGUGCAUCUCCAAGAACGGGGAAUUGAAGCAGGAGGAUAUUGACUCGUUGCACGAGGAGGUCGCGGUCCUACGGUCGGUGGACCACCCGAACAUUGUCAAAUUAUAUGAUUUCUUCGACGAAAAGCGGUACUACUACAUGGCCAUCGAGCUCAUGGAGGGCGGCGAGCUGUUUGAAAGGAUCGUCAAGAAGACCUUUUAUAACGAGAUGGACGCGCGGGGAUUAGUUCGCAUAUUGCUCGACGCGCUCGCGUACCUGCACCACCGGGGCAUCGUGCACCGCGACCUCAAGCCCGAGAAUUUGUUACUGAAGUCGCCGUUCAACGACUUUGAUAUCAAGCUCGCGGAUUUUGGCUUCGCCAAGAAGGUCGAGGGCAAAUCCUUAGAUACCCAAUGUGGUACGCCCGGCUAUGUUGCUCCGGAGAUCCUCAAGGGCAAGAAGUACGGCACGGCCGUCGACAUGUGGUCGUGUGGAGUUAUUGUCUACAUUCUGCUCGGGGGCUACCCGCCGCGCGGCGCCGCGUCCGAGUUAUUUCGCGGCGACGACGACGCGACUGCGCCGGCCCCAUCGCGGCGAGGGACCGGCACGGAGGCGUCGCGUCGAUUCGUCGCCGACUCGCCGCGCGUCUGCCGAAGCAUAACGUCAUCGACGCGACGCCAGCUCGACGACGUGGGGCGUGGAGGUCGACGCGCUGCCGCCCGCGCAGGUUCCACGACGACAACCACGCCGUCUUGUACCGCAAGAUCAAGGCCGCGGACUACGCCUUCGACCCCCAGUACUGGGACCAGGUCUCGGACGACGCCAAGGAUUUGAUCAAAAAGAUGCUCGUCGUCGACCCCGACAAGCGGCUGACGGCCUCCCAGGCCCUGAGACACCCCUGGUUCAUGGUCGGCGACCACGAGCUCAUUUCCAGAAACCUCGCGAAGACGCUGGACACGAUGAAGAAGUUCAACGCGAGGCGCAAGUUCAAGGGCAAGGUCAAGGGGAUCAUCCUGGCCAACAAGCUGGCGAAGGGGGACCUGUUCUGAGGUGUAGGGGCCUCCCGUUCUUAGUACGUUCGUUCACGCUACUAGUACCUACC